This is a messenger RNA of Protopterus annectens (West African lungfish), 2541 nucleotides long. RefSeq names its product F-box and leucine rich repeat protein 3 (gene FBXL3). The transcript is spliced from 5 exons. The record is from RefSeq and is a predicted model, not a curated record. NCBI's taxonomy places the organism in Eukaryota, Metazoa, Chordata, Ceratodontiformes, Protopteridae. Gene Ontology annotation, cellular component: cytosol; SCF ubiquitin ligase complex; nucleus. Gene Ontology annotation, biological process: regulation of cell cycle; SCF-dependent proteasomal ubiquitin-dependent protein catabolic process; G2/M transition of mitotic cell cycle. Gene Ontology annotation, molecular function: protein binding. The coding region runs from base 138 to 1433 and encodes 431 amino acids.
AAAUAGCAGGAAGUGAUUAUUUUGCUAGGAAACUGUGUGAAUUUUCUUGUGUAUUGCAUUGCUUGUCAAUAAUAGUGCGUGCCUAGUGGAUUAAUUUGAAUUUUCAAGGAACAAAGCAGCCUGUUAGUGCUAUAAGGAUGAAACGAGGAGGAAGAGAAGGAGAUACAGGCAGUGAUUCAGACAUGGAGGAUUUUGGAGAGAUAGCUAAGAAGUUUAAACCUAUAGAGCAGGCUUCAGCAAAUGUGGACUGGAGUAAUCUGCCGCAGCACAUUAUCCUCUAUGUGUUUCAGUAUUUACCCCUUCUCGAUCGAGCUCAUGCAUCACAAGUUUGCAGAAACUGGAAUGAGAUUUUUCAUAUGCCAGACCUCUGGAGAUGCUUUGAAUUUGAACUAAAUCAACCAGCAUCAUCAUAUUUGAAAUCCACACACCCUGAUCUGAUAAAGCAGAUUAUCAAGAGACAUUCUAAUCAUCUGCAGUAUGUAAGCUUCAAGGUGGACAGCAGUAAAGAGUCAGCUGAGGCAGCCUGUAAUAUUCUUUCACAGCUUGUGAACUGCUCACUAAAAACACUUGGACUUAUCUCUACUGCCAGACCCAGCUUUAUGGAUAUGCCUAAGUCCCACUUCAUCUCUGCACUCACUGUAGUGUUUGUGAACUCCAAACAUCUUGCUUCACUGAAGAUUGAUGAUACACCAGUAGAUGACCCCUCUCUUAAGGUUCUUGUGGCUAACAACAGUGACACCCUGAAAUUGUUAAAAAUGAGUAGCUGCCCUCAUGUGUCUCCAGCAGGUAUUCUCUGUGUGGCUGAUCAGUGUCAUGGCUUGCGUGAGUUAGCUUUAAACUACCAUCUCUUAAGUGAUGACCUCCUCCUUGCUUUAUCAUCUGAAAAACAUGUCCGACUGGAGCACCUAAGAAUUGAUGUGGUCAGCGAGAACCCAGGCCAGACGCAUUUCCAUACUCUCCAGAAGAGUAGUUGGGAUGCCCUUAUUAAACAUUCUCCCAAAGUCAAUUUGGUUAUGUACUUUUUCCUGUAUGAUGAGGAAGAAUUUGACCCAUUCUUUCGGUAUGAAACACCAGUUACCCAUCUUUACUUUGGGCGGUCAGUAAGUAAGGAUGUUCUUGGUCGAGUUGGAAUGUGCUGCUCCAGGCUGGUUGAGUUGGUUGUAUGUGCUAAUGGCUUAAGACCACUGGAUGAGGAGCUGAUCCGCAUUGCUGAACGAUGCAAGAAUUUGACAGCCAUUGGCUUAGGCGAAUGUGAGGUGUCAUGUAGUGCCUUUGUGGAAUUUGUGAAGAUGUGCGGGAAACGUCUGUCUCAGCUGUCAAUAAUGGAAGAAGUUUUAAUACCUGAUCAGGACUAUAGCGUGGAGCAGAUUCACUGGGAGGUGUCUAAACAUCUGGGUAGAGUCUGGUUCCCUGACAUGAUGCCCACUUGGUAAAGUAAAUUCACUAAUGUUGUCCCCAAGAACUUGGUUUAGUGAAACUCUAAUCAGUGUAUAGCACACUGGUGACAUUCUGUCAGAACUGUGUCUAAUGCAAGGUGAUAAUCGCAUAAUGAACUAAGAUAACAAGUAGUCUUAUUUAUUAGGACACUGGAUGUGCCCUUAAUAAAACUCUUUUUAGAGUCAGGGUUUUAAGCUAAUGAGGUUUCUGGAAUAGGUAGCAACACCAGGGACCAGUACAUUUUUUCCUGUCAGCAGUCGGUCUUCAUUUCUUUUGUCUUUUUGAUUUGAUUAUUUUGCAAGUAGUUUAUUCUUUAAAAUUAAUCUAGUGGCACUUUAUAUCUCUUUACAUAUGUAUAUUAAGCAGUGAAAACAGACUGAGCAGGCUGUACAGGUUGAUGAUGUAUUCUCACAGCAGUGCAUUAUAAUAUAAAUGCAUUUUCAGGUUUUAUAAUUAUCUGUGGGGGGGGCACUUUUUCCCAUGUGACCCAUACAUGAAUGCACACUCACUCACUGGUGUGUGUGUGUGUGUGUGUGUGUGUGUGUGUGUGUGUGUGUGUGUGUGUGUGUGUGUGUGUGUGUGUGUGUGUGUGUGUGUGUGUUGCUUUUGAUUGGCUUAUGAAGUAAUCGGGCAGUAUAACAGGCUGCUUUUCAUUUUGUAAUAACCUAAAUCUUCUGUUGCUAUUUAAGCAGCCACUGAAAUAUAGUCUAGUAGAGGAUAUUUCUUUAAUAAAGUUUGGGAGUUGCUGUCCAAAAUGUCAGAUGCAUAGGAAGUGUCAAGUUGUUUGGAACAGCAGCAGACUAAUAUAUGCUGUAUAAACUAAGGAACAUAGUACAAUAUUAGUAUUUGGUAGUUCUCAUUAGAGAAUUGAGAAAAUGUAAAGUAAUGUAAUUUGUUAAUUUUCAGAACACACUGUAUAUAAAAUGUAGAAUUUAUGGAAUGUAUUUUACAUUAUGUAUAUUUUGUCUUUGGAAUAUAGUUUGUAAAUGUUUCAGAUCUCUGGAAUUAAGACAGAAGCUAGCAUAAUCUGCUUCUAAACAGGACAGAAACAGUAUUACAUUUUACUAAGCACUCAUAAAUAAAACCCUGAAAGCUAUGAUCAUA